AUGUGGGGUCAUGGUGGGAAGCGGGUUGUAAUUGUUGGGCUUAUUUAUUUUUGGGCCCUUGAGCAAGCCGUUGGCAACGAUCCGCAGAGUCUGGACUCUUUUGUGAUCCCGUUCACUGAUCCCAGGGAUUGCUCGCUGAGGAAGUGCUUCGAUGCAACCAGCGGAGUUUGCAAAUCACCUGGCACUUGCUCAAAUGAAUUGAGAAACGAAACCCUCGGAAAAUGGUCAGACUGUUCCUUACUCUGUCCUUCGACUGAUAAAAACUGCAGGACAAUUGUUGACAACAACCAUGAAACCGAAAUCGAGGAUUCCCACUAUGUCCUCACCGAGUUAUCACAAACAACUCGAUCACACUGUUCGCUGCGUGAUGAUAAGUCCGAUUCUCGUGUCAGUAAUGACAGUUGUCUUCCAUCAGCCACUGGGAUUCGAAACUAUUGUCUUCACAGAAAUACCUCCAGCAACUGGCAGGACCUCAGGAGCAAUUACCUAAUCGAUUUUAGUAAUCGUAGUAUUGAUAGUUAUUACUUGAGGAGGGAAUUGCGGUUUGUUGUGGCCUGGUGUGGGGAGGGGGAUGCUGGGGCCUGCGAGCAUCUCUCGAAUAUUUGUGUUCUCACGUUGAAAGCAGAGAGUUUCCCCUGCCAACUGUUUUUGGGAGAGACUCCUCCUAGGAGAUUGUUCUGGGCUGUUGGGAAUGCUAAAGGCAUUUUGGAACGCAGGGGAAUUCCUAAUAAAUUCAAAUUGUCGAAUAAAGAUUCUCAAAACAACAGACUCAAUUUUAUUUUCGCCAAAUACUCGCUGAGAGGUGCCUUCAGAUCCUAUUCCGACUGGAUAUCCCCCUGUUCAUUCUUCAAAAACGUAAGAUUCGGGAUAAACGGGGACAAAAUCUGCUGGACCUCAGCCAAGGAAUUGAUAGACCUCAGAACCACAUUCUACGUGCCUUAUCUCUCCUUCAUUUCCAAUGAUAAUAAGAAUAAAUAUCUGUACCCAUUGCCAGUAUUAGUGAAGAACGAGACUCUGGACAUGAAGGACACCUCCAAGUGGGUUCUGACGAGCAAAUUUUUCAUGGUAGACAAAGUCACCGGGGCCGGGGUGUCCGUGGCCGCGGAUAAUUUUUCCACAGUUCCAGAGAUCGAGAUCCUCCGUUACGUCAAGUCAUUGACUAUUCAAGUUCGAGCGCAGGAGAGGAAGGAGAGGGGAAAAAUAUUUCCCCCUUUGAUUAUUCUCGAAUACGGAGAAUUGACGCAGGAUGAUGUAGAGAAAAAUGUGGAGAUUCCUAUCGAGUAUAGGAUUGUCUUCAAGUUGACUGAGAAGACGACCAAUUUGUGGAUUAAGGUCGGAAUGGGCGUGGCUUCAGGCCUCUCCCUGAUCUACGCGAUAUUCUGCACGUUCAGCCACUACCGCAGGAACAACAACAGCGUUCCGAUCCUGAAAUCCCUGGGUUGGUUCUUAAUCUACUACUGCGGAGCCUUCGGAACGGACCUGUUGAUAAUCUCCACAUCCGUCUGCCUGUCCGCCUUCAUCUUCUACAAGGGACAAACAGUCCUGCACAUCCUUCUCCCAACCGAGAACACCGAAAAACUGAUAAAGAUCUGCGCAAUAGCCGCAUUCAGCUCGAAAACAAUCGAAAUAAUCGCAUUGGUAUUCCAAUUACGAAGCACCAACGUCUUCUUCAUCGACUGGGAGACCCCCCGGUGCAUAAAUUCCCCAGCGAGCUACGACUCCCCUCACACGUCCCUGAAGAAAUCCUACAACCAGAGAUUCCGGAAGGACUCGGGGAACUCGCAGCGGCCGCCUUCUGAGGCAAUUGCGUCUCGCAGGAACAAAACCCCAUCGAAAUCGAGUCAGGCUAGCACCCCGAGCCGACACUCAACAGGUCGAGACCUCGAGGCACUGGAUCAAUUUUCACCGAAUUACAUCGACGCCAAUUUCUCUCUCGAUGAACAUGACAUCAAACAAAACUCAACAGUCAGCAUGUGGAGGACUUAUGUUAUUGCCAAUGAGUGGAUCAAGAUGAAGACUAAACGAAAAAUUAAUUUGUCGCUUCAUGUUUUUGGGACUUUAUUCUUUCUUGAGGUCCUUGGAUUGAAGAAUUGGGCCCUAGCAAUUCCCUCCCUAAAGCCCCCCCACGAGCAAAUGGACUUCGUAAAAGAGAGUUUCACUCUUAAAAUCGCAGUUGGAGCUUUAACAUACCUCCUUCUGUACUCUCUACAACUAUUGACGUCAGUAUUAUACACGAGAUACUACAAAAACCGUCUCCACGGUUUUGUGGAUUUGUGCUCAGUGGCCAACAUCAGUAUUUUCAUUCUCACUCACGAGUACUACGGGUACUACAUUCACGGAAGAUCGGUCCAUGGAUUUGCCGACACGGAUUUGCUCACUGUCAUCAAGGAUUUGAAACGAGAGGAGGAUAAUCUGUGCGCCCACAGGGGCCUCAUCCCUGGGACAACCGACCAGACGUUCGUCCUGUGUGUGUCCAAGACAUUUAAAUCAUUUUACGAUUCUGUCGCCAUGAGGGAUCCGAAUGAGAGAAAAUUCUCACGAAAACACGCAGUGGGUCUGCCCAAUUGGGAGGAGCGUUGGAAGACCCAUUUGACGAUUAAAAAAUUCCUCGCAGGAUUUUUGGAUCACUGUUUCAAGAAUGUCGAGUACACGAUCAAGGAGAGACACUUAAUGGAGAAACUCCUCGAUACUGAGUUCAUGGACAGCAGCAGGGACAAAUCCAUUUUUUAUAUCGAUAAGAAAUAUUCGUUCGAUCAGGCUAUUUUUUAUGGAAACGAAUGGGCUUUGGCGACAUUCGAAGCGUCAGUAUUUGUAUUGAUUCUUGCAUUCGGUGGUAGUUAUGUAUUUUCAGCAGUUACGACUAUUUUUCUAUCCUCAGUUAUUGAAUUGGCGGUUAAAUUUGAUAUGAAGAAGAAUCUGGCGAGUAAAACGUUGAUUGAUGAACGAUUUCUCUUGUCGUAGGGUGAAUAAUAAAGUGUCAGGUGUUUACACGAUAUGGAGUUAUGUAAAUUCAUUAUUUAAUCUCGUUGGAAUUUAAUGGAAACAGGUCGUGGCAGCCCCACUCGAUAAUCAAAAAAAUUCUCUUAGGAAUUCUUUUGGAUCAUUUUUUUAAGAAUGUGAAAUGAAUGGGAAUUUUG
Messenger RNA from Diachasma alloeum, 3137 nucleotides. RefSeq names its product meckelin. The transcript is spliced from 5 exons. The record is from RefSeq and is a predicted model, not a curated record. The coding region runs from base 1 to 2961 and encodes 986 amino acids. NCBI's taxonomy places the organism in Eukaryota, Metazoa, Arthropoda, Insecta, Hymenoptera, Braconidae. Gene Ontology annotation, cellular component: ciliary transition zone; MKS complex. Gene Ontology annotation, biological process: cilium assembly.